Molecule: messenger RNA, 1298 nt
Organism: Serpula lacrymans var. lacrymans S7.9
Lineage: Eukaryota; Fungi; Basidiomycota; Agaricomycetes; Boletales; Serpulaceae
Exons: 2
Coding region: 133-1230 (365 amino acids)
Biological process (GO): siroheme biosynthetic process
Molecular function (GO): uroporphyrin-III C-methyltransferase activity
Source: RefSeq, a predicted model, not a curated record
AAGGCUUCACAUACGUUAGAAGAACAUGAUACAGAGGAAGAGUUAAACGAAGAUAGUGCAGUCACCACUCCUAAUCGGCCGGUCCCGUCGCGCAGCAAUUCAGAAACUGCUGCUGAAGCUGCAAGGCGUCGCAUGAAAUGGGUAGCGCAGGUCAGCGAAUACUGGCCCUUGAAUCGUCUAGCCCAUAUGACAGACAAGGAGAUGCUUGAGGUUUUGAACGAUAAUACUUUGUCGAGUUGUCCGCCAAAAGGAUUGAUGCCAAGCGUUGGGUCAGGGCUUGACUCACCCAGUGAUCUUACACAAAUCGGUAUACACGACCUUUCACUCUUAUCCCCAUCCGCUCAACCUAGAGGGAGAAUUCUCCUUGUUGGCUCUGGCCCUGGUCACCCUUCUCUGCUCACGCUAGCAACUCACAAAGCUCUCACUAAACAUGCAAACCUGGUUUUGUCGGACAAACUUGUCCCCGCUGCUGUUCUCAAACUUAUUCCGCCAGAAGUGGAAGUACGCAUCGCUCGCAAAUUUCCAGGAAACGCUGAGGGUGCUCAGACUGAGAUGAUGGAAGCCGCCGUUGAGGCUGCCAAACGAGGUCUUACUGUCGUUCGUUUGAAACAGGGAGAUCCGGUUGUAUAUGGUCGUGCUGGUGAAGAAGUGUUGUAUUUCCGCUCACACGGAUAUGAGCCUCUCGUCGUCCCAGGCGUAAGCUCUGCUUUAGCUGCACCAACGUUCGCUGGCAUACCGGUUACGCAACGCGGAGUUGCAGAGUCUUUCAUUGUCUGCACUGGUGUAGGAAGACAGGGGAAGGAUGUGAAACUUCCAGGGUACGAGCGGGGAAGAACGCUCUUGAUUUUGAUGGGUGUCGCGCGAUUACCACAAGUACUUGCCGCUCUGCAGGAAGAUGGCGAAGGACUGAAGGUCACCUCACGACGCGAUGGCGAGGCUUAUCCUUCGCAUACGCCUAUAGCGAUAAUCGAGCGAGGGUCGAUGCCCGAUCAACGCGUGAUCGCAUCUACGUUGAAAAAUGUAUUGGCUGCGCUUGAUAGUGUAGGUGAACAGCGUCCACCUGGUAUGAUAAUUGUAGGGUGGUCUGUUCUGGCCCUCUGUGGACAGGGCGACAUGACCGUCCUUGAUGAAGGGGCAUCAAGCAAGGAUGAAGACAGGGUGAGAACUUGGCUUGGGAAAAACGAGUGGAGAGUUACAGAGGGUUUAGAUUCCGGAUGGCGGUAUCUAUAACUACUAGAGUAACUUAUAUCUGUACAUUUGUUUAUGUUGUACAGGUACUGAAUUAUAUUGACUUAAGC